AACGUCUUCCCUUAUAAAACAAUUAAAGAGAACAAAUGACAAACAUACAACAUUUUCUUCACCACCCUCCAAGUCCUACAACCUUCCAAGAACAAUUUUCAUUCACUUUCUAGAGAAAUCAAAAGCUAUUUUCCGGGGGAAAACCAAUCAAUAUGGGAGAGACAGAAACCAUGAAGACAAACUAAACCUUAAUACAUAUAUAUUAUCUAUAUACUAAUAUUCAUCCAAUGGGCAACGGAGACAAACUCAUCAGUCACUGGAGCUUCCAUAUUCCACGCCUCCAUUAUCAUCAUAAUCAUAAUCAUCAUGAGCAUGAUCAUGAAAAGGUACCAAAAGGGUGUUUGGCAGUGAAGGUAGGACAAGGAGAAGAGCAAGAGAGAUUUGUGAUUCCCGUUUGGUAUUUUAAUCAUCCUCUGUUUGGACAACUCUUGAAAGAAGCUGAAGAAGAGUUUGGAUUUGCUCAAAAAGGGACAAUCACGAUCCCUUGUCACGUUGAAGAGUUUAGGUAUGUUCGAGGAAUGAUCGAUCGGGAAAACUCCAAAUUUCUCGGUGCUUAUAAUACUCUUGGCCAUCAUCACCAUCACCAUCCUCAUCCUCAUAACCAUCUCAUCCGGUGUUUUAAGGUUUAAUGGUAUUCUUAUAUAUAUACUACAUAAUUGUCUCAUGUUAUUGUUGAUUAUAAAUAAUUAUCGGUCUCCACAUCUUAUCGCAUAUGUUGUGUGGAUUCUUGUUGCUGUUCAAAUGUGUGUUUUACGAUGAUUAACUGUAAGCUUGGCAUGAUAAUAUUGAAAAUAAACAUUUUGUGAUGAUAA
Brassica napus (rape) is the source of this 812-nucleotide messenger RNA. RefSeq names its product auxin-responsive protein SAUR32-like. Gene Ontology annotation, biological process: response to auxin. Bases 228 to 629 code for a protein of 133 amino acids. The record is from RefSeq and is a predicted model, not a curated record. NCBI's taxonomy places the organism in Eukaryota, Viridiplantae, Streptophyta, Magnoliopsida, Brassicales, Brassicaceae. The transcript has a single exon.